Messenger RNA from Ordospora colligata OC4, 1764 nucleotides. Its product is annotated as putative mitochondrial ABC transporter. Gene Ontology annotation, biological process: transmembrane transport. Gene Ontology annotation, cellular component: membrane. The record is from RefSeq and is a predicted model, not a curated record. The coding region runs from base 1 to 1764 and encodes 587 amino acids. The transcript has a single exon. Lineage: Eukaryota; Fungi; Microsporidia; Ordosporidae. Gene Ontology annotation, molecular function: ATP hydrolysis activity; ABC-type transporter activity; ATP binding.
AUGAGCAUGAAGAAGAGGAUUGGCGAAUACCAAACGAUUGGAUGGAUUCUAGGAAGAUAUGUGUUUGUAGUGCCUCAGGUGAGAGUGAUUCUGUUUCCUGUGGUUCUAAGCAUAUGUGUGGGGAAGUAUUUUGAGACUCGGCUUGCAGGGAGCAUUACGAGGAUUUCAGACGGCUUGGACAACGAUUCUGUCCCAUACAGAAGCAUUGCUAUAUUUCUUGCAAUUUCACUGAUGGACAUAAUGUUCAGUGAGUUGCAGGGAUUAUUUUUUGCAGGCACUAUGCAGAGUGUGUAUAGGAAUACUCUCCGGACAACGUUUGAGCAUUUCAUACGCUUGGAAACAGAGGAUUUUGAAGGCUAUGGAACAGGAACGAUACAGAACAUUGUUGGUAGAAAGAGCAGAGCGGUGAGUGAUCUUGUGGAGGUGUUUGUGCAGAAUAUCCUGCCGAUGUCUGUGUCUAUUAUUCUUAUCUGGUACUCUUUGUAUUCGAAUCUUGGAGUGAUUGCAUUUAUGAUAGUUGCGUUUGCAGUGGUGCUGUAUGCGAUGGUGACGAUAUCGAUAGCAUUGUCUAGAAACAAGGUCCGAAGGAUGCUGAACAAAGCAGAGAAUAGUGCAUCAAAUCUUAUGCAUGAUACACUGAGUAACCAUGAAUCCGUGGUGUCUUUUGAUGGCUAUGAUGUGGAGGUAAGCAGAUAUGACCGAAAGCUGAUAGAUAUUGAGAGGCAUGGGACAGCGUUGUUUAGAGGGCUUUAUCUGUUGAAUAUGCUCCAGAAACUGAUAUUUGCAUUUAUGAACUCGUCUGUGAUAGCUCUUGGAGCAUAUGGGGUUCUGUGGGGUAAGAUGGAUAAGGGAGUGCUGCUUUUCUAUGUGACUAUGAGCAGAAUGCUGCUAGGCAGUCUAAGUAAUCUUGGAUACACAUAUUGCAGGCUUUCAGAGGCAAUGCUGAGCAUUAAGGAAGUUGUUUUUGAAGAUGGAGAGUCAAAGGGAGGAGUUGGACUAUGCUUGGCAAAACUCAAGACAGGCAUUAUGUUCAAGGAUGUUAGUUGUUAUUACAAAGACAAGCGGGUGCUUAAUGGAGUGAAUCUACAGAUCAUGAAAGGAGAUCGUGUUGCAGUUAUUGGGUCCAAUGGAUCAGGAAAGUCGACGAUACUCAAAGCGCUGCUGAAACUGAAUAGCAUGCAAGGAGCUAUACUUGUUGAUGAGAUCGACACUAAGGCUAUAGAGGAAAGGGCAUUCAGAAGGAUGAUGGGAUAUGUUCCACAGAACUCGCUGCUUUUCAAUGAGACAGUGAUGUACAAUAUCAAGUAUGGAUGUCCUAGUGUAUCUGAUUAUUCAGUUGUUGAGCUUGCAAAGAGGUUUAAUGUGCAUGACAGUAUAAUGAGGCUUGAGAAGGGAUAUUUUACGAAUGUUGGGGAAUCAGGAAAGCAUAUCAGCGGAGGAGAGAGGCAGAAGAUUGCGAUCCUGAGGGCGCUUCUGAAGAAUCCCGAGGUGCUUGUGAUGGACGAGCCAACAUCGAGUCUUGACAAAGAGGCAGAGAAGAGCAUUAUUCGCACGAUAAUGAAUUCAUGUAGCAGCAUGACUGUAAUAGCAAUUGUUCACAACCUUGAGCUUCUUUCGUUUUUCAACAAGGUUUGUGUGGUUGACAAUGGAAAUGCAACUAUUCUUGAAAGUUCUUCAAAUGCACUUUCUGCGAUUAUGAGCAAGCUGAGUACUCGAGAUUGUGCAAUUAACACCGCAAAUGAGAUAGUACAAGGAAACUUCUAA